AUGAGGUGUUUCCAGCUUCCCAGCGCCUCGCACGCCGGGGGACAGCUCAUUCCCGUGUACUUAGCCCCUCACCUCCUGGUGUGCUCCAUGGCCUCCCCUGAACUGCUGGACCCUGGCCUAGGAGCGGGGGAAAUGGGCAGCAACCGCUGGGGGUCGGGCAGGGAGUGUCGUGGGGCACGAGGAGAGACCCCGUGUUCCCCCAGCGGUGGAGAACCGGGGGUCCACGAGAUUCAGCCCGGGCAUCCUGCACUGAUCCCGGGUGGUGCCAGUGAUUCGGAGGGGCUCAUGUCGGGGCACCGAGCUCCGGGCGCUGGCGCAGGGCGGGAAGCCAGGGGCGGGGCGGGGCCAAGGCGGGGAAGGGUCCGCACAAACCCUCCGGGAUGGGUGGAAGGGGAGGGGCCAGAGACUUCUCGGAAAGCACAGCAGCCAGGCCUGGACGGUCUCGGAGGCGGGGAGGGCCGGGCUGGGACUCGGGGACCCAGUGUGCUGGCGGACGGUGCAAGUCGUCGGGCUCCGAGCCGUCCUGAGCGAUGCCAGAGCGGGGGGACCCUCCUGGCGGAGACGGGAGGACCCUCCCCAGGGACUGGGGGCAGCUCCGACUUUGCGCAGCGCCUUUGGCGGCUCUCAAAGGGGGAGACAGGAACCCGGGCGCCCCCUCCCUCCCACGGGCAGCUGGCGCCUGAGUCACAGCAGCCUCUGGGAGACAAAGGCAGCAAGGGCCCUCCCCCUGGACCCCCUCCUGGCUCUAGCACUUUUCGCUCUCAGUGCGGCGUUGCCGCCAUGCUCGUGCUGGCCGGCAUCGCGGUGCGCCUGGGCCUGGAGAGGGCGCACAGCCCGCGCGCGCGGCGCACUGUGACCAGGACACUGACGGAACUUCUGAAGCAGCCGAGCCCCCAGGAGCCACUGCCCCCACCCCUGGGCCCGCCUCUGGGCAGCUGUGUCCAGGUGCAGGUGGGUGAGAGCCUCUCUCGGGGAUCCCCCCACAACAGCACAGACAAGAAGCGCCUCAACAACGCGCCGCUGGGGUUGGCGACACCGGGGCCCCCACGCGGCCCCCGACUGCAGAGUGGUGGCACCAUGACACUGCAGCCAGACUACGCCAAAUACGCCACGCUUAAGGCCACUGCGCUCAAGGUCGCAGAGAGCGCCCCCCAGGAAUUCUACCAGCGUUUCCCUGCCCCGGAACCGGUGCCGCUGACCCUUCCGGCCAGGGCCCCUCGGCCCCCGGAGGACUUGCCUGCGCUGCUCGACGCCUGCCCCUGGGCGCCCCCGGGCUACGCACCUCCCGCCGGGCCCGCCUCCCUGGGCCACUACAAGGCCUGGACCGCGGGCCGCCCUGCCCGGCCCUCUGCACGCGGGCACCUGGCGGCCCAGGCCUCCCCGGCUGCCCGACGGCCCGGCCACGUGCCCCGCCGCCAGUUCAGCGUGGAGAAGCUGCCCGAGGCUUUCACCGCGCAGCCCCCCAGCCUCUACGGAAGCGCAGGCCGCGGGCCACGGCACCUGAGCACCAACAGCAAAGCCGAGGUCACCGUGUGA
Messenger RNA from Elephantulus edwardii (Cape elephant shrew), 1536 nucleotides. Its product is annotated as collagen alpha-1(I) chain-like. The coding region runs from base 1 to 1536 and encodes 511 amino acids. Gene Ontology annotation, biological process: regulation of short-term neuronal synaptic plasticity; regulation of AMPA receptor activity. The transcript is spliced from 9 exons. The record is from RefSeq and is a predicted model, not a curated record. Gene Ontology annotation, cellular component: dendritic spine membrane; AMPA glutamate receptor complex; postsynaptic density. NCBI's taxonomy places the organism in Eukaryota, Metazoa, Chordata, Mammalia, Macroscelidea, Macroscelididae.